AUGUCUAACUAUGAAAAAGUUAUUACACUCUUAAAAGAGGAAAACUUCAUAAAACAAAACAUGCUCCCAGAGGUAUCUGACGUCAUUUUUGUCGAAGCGACAAAUCAAAAUGAGACUGAGUGUGAUGAUACUGAGGGUAAUUCAAUAGACUGCAAUUGUCAAAGCAUCAAAGUGACAUCAGGAACUGCAAAUUGCAGUGACUGUGGCAGGAAUAUACCAAUACUAGCACAUUUGAAUAGGGAGCGAUUGCAAGGGCUUGAUGAUUUAGAAGUUGCUAAUAAUAGAAUAAAGGAAGAAUUUGAUAAAGCGGAGCGACAGAAUGAUCAAAUUCAUAACUUAGAAAAGCGAAUUGAAGAAUUGGAAGAUCAAAUUGAUUCAAAAACUGAUGAGUUAAAUUCUUUAAAAGAAGACAUGGCUUCUCUAAAUGACAAAUAUGUAGAUGAAAUUGAAAAAGUCGCAGAAUUACAACACUCCAAAGACAUGGUGGAGAAUGAGUUGGAAGAGUUAACCCAAAAACUUUUUGAAAAUGCCAACGAAUUAGUGGCAUCUGAAGCAAAACAACGACAUGAAUUACAAGUCCAAUAUAAUACUUUGAAGAAACAACUAGAAGAAACACAAGGGCGUCUAGCAGCAGAAAGUUCCCAAUUAACAGAAUUGAGACAUAAAAUGGAGCAAAUGGUUCAACAACAGUCACAAAUGACAGAAAGCGAACGAUCUAGCUUCAGUGAUCCUUCAUUUAGAGCCAGCAUUGAUUUUGCUGAACUUUUUGGACUUCGUGAAAAAUCACCUGAAGCGGCAGCAACUUUACCCGGCCCAACGGGGGAAGAUGGUAUUGGAAUUGACGCUGAUUUAAUAGCAGAAUUUAAAGAUUUUGUCGAACAGAGUGCAAACACACGACUUCAAAAAAUUCAUACUAUUCCUUUCAUGCGUCAUUGCCUAGAGGAAGAUGUUACCCCUUGCAUGAGAUUCGGUAAUAAUCCACGUGUAUUUUCAAGCAAAAUAGUUGAAGCCAUCGUUGCCAACACAUGCUUUAUAGAGGAAGCACCUCCAGGUGCUGACCGAGAACAAGCUCUUAACCCAAAUUCCCCUAUUCGCGCUAGCGCGGCCAGACCAAUGCUAUGGGAUCGAGCAUUUGGAAAUUCAUCUGCAACAAGAAUUGGUUGCCAAUGUUGCGGCCGAAUGGGUCCCUUAGCCUUUAGAUACAGAAUAACUAAUUUGGAUGAUUGGUCGCUUAUUGACCGUUAUUGCCGCGAUCGUAUGGUUGCUGUAUGCGAAUUUUACGUUUUUAUACGUAAUGUUCGUCAAGGUUUAUAUAAUAAUCGUUCUAUCUCGGACCUUUAUGCUGAAUGCUUAAGGUUAAGAUUACAAAUGUUUUAUGCGAGACUUGGUGCUUUGCCAUCAAUGCUCAACACACUUGGAAUAAAGGGUACAGAGUUGGCAUCUGCGAAAAAACCAACAUCAACAUAUAUACCACCAGAAAUGGAAGAAAGCCCAGUAUUGGUUGUUAAUGAUGAUGCUUCUGGAACUUUAUACGAUCAAAAAGAUUUUGUAUCGGUAUCUCCACCACACAGAGAAUGGCAACCAUCGUAA
Molecule: messenger RNA, 1590 nt
Organism: Dentiscutata erythropus
Lineage: Eukaryota; Fungi; Glomeromycota; Glomeromycetes; Diversisporales; Gigasporaceae
Source: the annotation of a GenBank genome assembly